Eublepharis macularius is the source of this 4841-nucleotide messenger RNA. RefSeq names its product F-box and WD repeat domain containing 8 (gene FBXW8). Gene Ontology annotation, biological process: protein ubiquitination; cilium assembly. The transcript has 11 exons. Bases 1 to 1815 code for a protein of 604 amino acids. Gene Ontology annotation, molecular function: protein binding. NCBI's taxonomy places the organism in Eukaryota, Metazoa, Chordata, Lepidosauria, Squamata, Eublepharidae. The record is from RefSeq and is a predicted model, not a curated record. Gene Ontology annotation, cellular component: Cul7-RING ubiquitin ligase complex; ciliary basal body; centriole.
AUGGAGGGAGCUUUGGAGCUGGAGGCUUUUCGUCGCCGCUGGCGAGGAGAAUUGGUUCGGAGUCGGAGGAGCUCCAGGGAUGCCUGCCCGGAGCGGAAGAGGCCUCGGCUGCAGCCCGAGCCCGAAGGGGCGGCCCCGGAGCCUGUGAGUGGCUGGGGAGGCUGCGGGGGGAUCCCUUGUGGAGAACCGGACGCCGAGCCCUGUAAGCGCACGGCGAAACCCUGCAAGUGGGCCGCUGAGCUGCAUCUUGCGCCCGAGCCCGACUGCGUCCAGGAGGCCCCUGGAGGAGGAAAAGAAGACUUUCUGGGACAGCUCAUCCGGGACUUGAAUGAAAUAAAUGAAGUUCCCUUCUUUGAUGUUCAGCUGCCUUAUGAACUGGCAUUAAAAAUCUUUUGGUUCCUUAGUAGGACGGAGCUGGGAAGAUGUGCUCAGGUGAGCAAAGCCUGGAAAAUACUUGCAGAAGACCAAGUCCUUUGGUUUCAGUUAUGCCAACAGGAAGGCUUCAUGCCGGACAGUCAGAUCUCUGACUCUCCUUGCUGGAAAAUGACUCUCCUUGAAUGCCGUGAGAAGGAGAAGGCUUUAAGAACUAACUGGAAGAAUCGCAUUGGGGCUGUGAGCCAGCUGCAGUACGAACUUGGGAAAGUUCUGUGUGAUGUACAUUCUUGCGACGGAGUGGCUAUUGCUGGGUACACGUCAGGGGACGUGAAGUUGUGGGACACACGCACCUGGGACUACACGGCCCCUGUCCUAGAACCAGAGCAUGGUUUGGCUGAUCCUGGACCUCGGCCACACGCCUCUUUUGUGAGGAUAAACAACUCGCUGGCAGUGGCGGCUUACAACGACGGAGUGGUCAAAGUGUGGAGCCUGAUGAUUGGUCGAGAGCCCAUUCAUCAUUACCAGCACAAUCAAAAGAUACAAGCCAUGGCCCUUUCCCCCGAAGGGGCUGCUGUAGCAACUGCGUCCGCCUUCCACAUCAGAGUGGAAAGCGCUAAUGACAACGGGUACUGGGAGACAGUUGCAGACUUUGAAAUCCAGAAACCGGUCAACUCACUUCAGCUGGUCCCCCAAGUUACGGACUGUCCUGUAACGGUAGCCACUGCAAAGGAGGAUGUUUACCUUUUGAAGGCAGGAGAAGCCACCAAAGUUCUGCAUUCCGUCUAUGGCCAGCCUGUCACAUGUCUGGAUGUCUCCGCCAGUGAAGCGGCAUUUGGAGUCAACAGCUUCGGCUGGCUACUCAAAGAGCCCAACAAGAUCCUCCUCUACCGCCUGGAAACUGGACGUUGUGUCACACAGCUAGGCAGCUCCUUAUGUGACUUCACGUGCGUCAACCUCCAGGACAGCCCUCCUUUCAUGUUGGUGACUGGAAAUAUGGACAGGAGAGUGAGAGUGUAUGACCUCCGCAGAAGCAAUCCUGUCUGCUCAUUCUAUGGCCACCAACUGGGCAUCUCUGCUGUGCAGAUGGACGACUGGAAGGUUGUCAGCGGAGGAGAGGACGGGCUGGUCUGUGUGUGGGACCAGCGGAUGGGUACCAAGCUCUGGGAAAUGCAUGCCAGGCACCCUGUCCGCCACAUCUGGUUCAACAGCCAUAGCCUGAUCACUGCUAAUAUUCCCAGUGAAAGGACGCCCCGUGGUGCCAGCCUCAUGGACGAUGACUUGACAGCUCACCGCAGACAUCGAGGAAUCAUCUACGCCUACGAUUUUUCAGUAGACCAGCUGGCUGCAGAGAGCAUCCUUCCGAUCUGCCGCUCAUCUUACAAUGAAAGGACUGGUUACAACUACAGUAUUGGGCUGACUGUCCCCUAUGACAACAUCUAGGUAGCAGAGGGUACUACUCAAAGUUGAUCCUCCAUCAGUAGGAAAAGUCAUGCUGCAGGGCUGAGGUCUUAUUCAGAAUUUGGGGAAGAUGGGCCACAGAGGAGGUGCUGAAUACCCCUGAAAUAUAUCCCAAGUAAGAAAGAGGCCAAAAGAGGAGAAUCAACAGGCACCGGCCAGGUGACUGAGAAGGUGAGGCAUACAGAGCCUUGGGCCAGCACAGUGGAGUCCGCAGAGGGGCUGGCCCCAAGCAGGAAAGAGGAGCAGUCCUAAACUGGACGGGCGGGGAGGCUGGCCUUGUUUCACGGAGACGCUGUGAAUCGAUUAUUUAGUGGAGAGAAGGGGGUUGAAGCCCCAAGCCAGGGAUGAGAGGAACACAAAGGAAGGAAUCGUGCAAAGGCAAAAAGGAGCUAAGAGCACAGGAAAGCAAAUUUUCACAAAGACCUUCAAGAGUGAAUCUGGCUACAGUUCUCAUCAAGGCACACAAGGACAAAUCUGUGAAAAGCAGCCUUUUUUCUAGACAGGUUUAAGUGAGAACAUCCUUGUGUAAGAAAGCAUCCUUCAUUAAAGCGUCAGUUGCACUUCAGGAAUCUCAAAGCCGCACCCUUCUUUAAACUGGACAUUUCACAUCAGAAGUCUCUGGGAGGCUGGAGGCUCGCUGUUACUUUAGCUGGCUGCAGUCUUACAGUGCUGGCCUAAUACUUAGAAACCCAAACUAAGGAAGCCACUUUACUGCCUGUUGGUGCGGGGUGAGAUUUUUUUUUAAGUUCUGGUACUUCAGAUGUCCAAUACUAGUAGUGAUUGAAGCAAGUUGAGCUGGCCUCUACAGGCGCCGAAGCACACCCAGAGCUAAACUACAAGAGACAAAUUACACAAGGAUGCUCCCGUGAAGGGAGUCGCAAUGUUAGCUGGGAAGCUGAGUUUUAAAAGAGAUUGGAAGGCUCUCUCCAUUUCCCCUCUCUACAAAGCCUGCAAAGAUCACUCCUCAGGAGUGUUUAUUUCCUCUUAGCCUCCUAGAAGGGUGGGUGAAACUGACAGAGCCUUCAGAGGCAAAGAGGAAAUUAGCAAACCCUCUGAAGAGCCAUCUUCGCUAGCUCUGUAGAGAGGGGAAAUUGACAAAUCCGAUCUCUUUUAAAACUCAGCUUCCCGGCUAACAUUGCAACUCCCUUCACAUGCGCAUCCUCGGGUGAUUCGUCUCUCGUAGCUUAGCUUUCAGACAUGUAAUUCAAUUGCAGAACUUGUGUGUGGAGGUAAUUGGCCCUCUGCCUACCAUGCAUAUUUUCUGCAAUAACCUCCCCCCCUUGCUUUAAGUCCUAGGAUGAAAGGAAAGACACCUGUGUUAUUCUUACCUUCCCACCCACCCCUUCCUGCUUUCCUCCUGUCCAUCCAAGCCCCUGUGGAAUUUUGCAACUUGAGCACGUCACUGCUUAAAUGGAAUGAAAUCUUGAAAAACCAGCCUGGAUGGUUGACUGAAAGAGUCUCCUGAGGUAGGCAUUUAUACCCAGCUUUCUUGUUUAUUGCUCUCCUGUCUAUUGCAUUUUUGAAAAUGCAAGCACACAAAGCAGCAAGCACAAGCAGUGCUUUUGUCUCUUUUUCUCUCCCCUCCCCACACUAUCACUGAGAAUCUGUAGUAGCAUAGGCUGGGCUUCUGCUUCCUCUUUGCUCAGCUGCAGCCGUUCCAGGUGGAAGACAGGAAGGGGGCAAGAAGUCAUUUCUUUUUCACACAGCACUGGAAAUAAGGCGACUUUCAAAAUUAACAAGCCCAUCAGCACAAAAGUCCAUGCCUUUUCCUGUAAUGGGCCGUGGCGCAUUAGUAGAACUCUUGGCCAAAGCAAUGCAUAACAAUGUAAUAGUUCAAAAACUUAAGUAGACACACUUCAGAAAGAUAACAGAGGCAAUACCAAUUCUGAGAGGGGGAAAGCAGGGAGGGAUGUGUCCUGGCCCCUUUACUUUUUAACUUAUAUCUAAACGAUAUUAUCCCGACAUUAUCAGGCCCUGAAUUUGUCCCCCCCUCUUUAGGAUUACAGAAAAUAUCAGUUAUUUUAUAUGCUGAUGAUACAGUUCUGGUCUCUCUUACCCGUGUUAGCCUAAAAAGGCUUUUACAUAAACUUGGUGACUUUUGCAAAGAAGAGGCCUUAACCAUCAAUUGCGCCAAGACAAAAGUCUUGGUUUCUAGCAAAAGACCUCGUAGGUACAAGCGGACCAUAGAUGGAACUAACAUAGAACAGUGCAGCACCUUUAAAUACCUGGGGAUUACCUUUAGUGAAACUCUGUCUUGGAGGGCGCAUUUGACAAUAACCAAAUUUACAGUUCUUAGAUCAAUCGGUGCCAUUCUGAAAUUUUACUAUACAAAAGGAGGUUUUCUAAUAGACCCAGCACUGAAAAUAUAUUUGAGCAAGGCUAUUCCUCAGCUCCUUUAUGGAGUAGAGGUCUGGGGUUGGAAAGAUUGUUUAAUUACAGCUUUGGAAUCUCUCCAAAACCAUUUCCUAAGGAGAAUUUUAGCUUUACCAAAGGGUACUCCUGCAGCUCUUAUGCGAGCAGAGCUUGGCCUGCCCUCAGUCAGAGCCCGUGUACAUCUAGCCCUGCUUAGAUUCUGGAGGAAGGAGCAUAACAACAAUACCAAUCUAUUGCACAGGUUAUGCUAUGAAAUUAUACAUAAAAAUGAGGCUGUACAGCUAGCCAGCUAUAAUAAAAUCCUUCGAUGUUACUCCAUCUGUGACGACUCCCCGGGUGUCCCGGUUGCUGGCUUUAACAUUCGGGAAUGGGUGUUCCACGUAACGGAUAGGCAAGCGAUCUCCUAUUCUAAAUUCUCCCCACGGUUUAGAAUUUUCAGGAAGGGCCAUGUUAGAGCGCCCUGUUUGGUCAAUAUCCUUCCUCACCACCUCAGAACAACCUCUCUCUGUUCGCCUUAGCAGCCAAGAAAAUCCGGGCUAGAGUUGUGUCCAGAGACAGCAGUGGUUUUAUCUGACUGGUAUUUUCUGCCUAGAUCAUUUUAAUUUUUUAAUAUUUGUACAUAUGUUUACAUGCUA